Molecule: messenger RNA, 2632 nt
Organism: Nothobranchius furzeri (turquoise killifish)
Lineage: Eukaryota; Metazoa; Chordata; Actinopteri; Cyprinodontiformes; Nothobranchiidae
Gene: fzd8a
Product: frizzled class receptor 8a
Biological process (GO): canonical Wnt signaling pathway; non-canonical Wnt signaling pathway
Cellular component (GO): plasma membrane
Molecular function (GO): Wnt-protein binding; Wnt receptor activity
Source: RefSeq, a predicted model, not a curated record
UAACCGCGUUGUAGCUCAGCCGAUGAUUUGUAUGGGAACCAGAACUGAGGAGGAUCUGGAUGUAGCCGCCGUGUUGCAGGAAUAAAGGAGGCCGUCUCGUCUGUGUUUUGGAUCAGUCGGACAGCUGCGCCUGCUCGGUUCUGUGGGGAGCUGAAUUCUCCUCUCAGCCAUCUUGAACCGCCUAGAAGGCUGCUCCCUCUCCUCCUCCUGCUCCUCCUCAGCUCAGAGGAAAGACGGCUUGCGCGUUGCUUGCAACUCCGGCGUGCAAGACCCCGAGGCGGCGCGAUGGGUUCGGUGCGCAGCCUCUAACCGGACAGGAGGUUUUCUGCGUGUUCGCACCAGAGCGGCAGAGAGGGGGGGACUCUACACGCCGCAGAGAUGGACCUGUUCGGGAUUUACCUGCUUCUCUCCGUCGCCCUCCUCCCUCGAUCCAGCGGCACCACGGCCAAGGAGAUCACCUGCCAGGAAAUAGCCGUGCCCCUGUGCAAGGGAAUCGGCUACAACUACACCUACAUGCCCAACCAGUUCAACCACGACACGCAGGACGAGGCUGGGCUGGAGGUGCAUCAGUUCUGGCCUCUGGUGGAGAUCCAGUGUUCACCGGACCUGAAGUUCUUCCUCUGCAGCAUGUACACCCCGAUCUGUUUGGAGGACUAUAAGAAACCUCUGCCUCCGUGCCGGAGCGUGUGUGAGCGAGCCCGGGCUGGCUGUGCGCCCCUCAUGAGGCAGUACGGGUUCCCCUGGCCGGACCGGAUGAGGUGCGACCUGCUGCCGCUGCAGGGGAACCCGGACACUUUGUGCAUGGACUACAACAGAACAGACUCCACCACUGCGUCCCCCGUGCUGUCCAAACCCACCAACCACCCGGGGAAGGGUUACAACCCUGUUAAAAAUAAACCAGGCCAACCCGGUGCGCCUGGGAAAUACAAGCCGCCCUCCGCGCCAUGUGAGCCGGGCUGCAAGUGUCUGGAGCCUAUGGUGCCAGUGAGCAAGGACAGACACCCGCUUUACAACCGGGUCAAAACGGGACAGAUCACCAACUGCGCCAUGCCGUGCCACAAUCCCUAUUUUACGCACGACGAGAGCGCGUUCACGGCGUUCUGGAUCGGACUUUGGUCCGUGCUCUGCUUCGUGUCAACUUUCGCCACCGUGGCCACCUUCCUGAUCGACAUGGAGCGCUUCAAGUAUCCGGAGAGACCCAUCAUCUUCCUGUCAGCCUGCUACAUGUUCGUGUCGGUGGGCUACAUCGUCAGACUGAUCGCAGGACACGAAAAGGUCGCGUGCAACCGGGAGUUUGACAUGGAGCACAUCCACUACGAGACCACCGGUCCCGCUCUCUGCACCGUGGUUUUCCUCCUCAUCUACUUCUUCGGCAUGGCCAGCUCCAUCUGGUGGGUCAUUCUGUCCCUCACCUGGUUCCUGGCCGCCGGGAUGAAGUGGGGCAACGAGGCGAUCGCCAGCUACUCCCAGUACUUCCACCUGGCCGCCUGGCUCAUCCCCAGCAUGAAGUCCAUCGCGGUGCUGGCGCUCAGCUCAGUGGACGGAGACUCGGUGGCCGGGAUCUGCUACGUUGGGAACCAGAACCUGGACAACCUGCGCGGCUUCGUUCUGGCCCCCCUGGUGAUCUAUCUGUUCAUCGGUACCAUGUUCCUCCUGGCCGGGUUCGUGUCUCUGUUCCGGAUCCGCAGCGUGAUUAAACAAGGCGGCACCAAAACGGACAAGCUGGAGAAGCUGAUGAUCCGGAUCGGGAUUUUCACCGUGCUGUACACGGUACCGGCCACCAUCAUCGUGGCUUGCUACUUUUACGAGCAGCACAACAGACAGAGCUGGGAGAUCACGCACAACUGCUCCAACUGUUUACUGGAGCGGGACCGCAGGAGUCCGGACUACGCGGUGUUUAUGCUCAAGUACUUCAUGUGCCUUCUAGUGGGCAUCACGUCCGGGGUGUGGAUCUGGUCCGGGAAGACCGUGGACUCCUGGAGGACUUUCUGCACCAGGUGCUGCUGGGGGAGCAAGGGCACCGGCGGGUCCAUGUACAGUGACGUCAGCACCGGGUUGACGUGGAGGUCCGGUACGGCCAGCUCCGUGUCCUGCCCCAAGCAGAUGCCCUUGUCCCAGGUCUGAGAGGGACUGGGAGAUAAACAGUGUCACACACACACACACACACACACACACACACACACACACACACACACACACACACACACACACACACACACACACACACACACACACACACACACACACACACACACACCUGAAUCCCUCUUGCUUGUUUCUAUUAGAGGUAAAAAUGGGCAAUAAAUCCAGUUAGUUUUGUCUCCAGCCUCAUUCUGAUGAUCAUUUGGGAUUAUUGUUGCAUUUUCUCCUAUAAUCUGGCGUUAAUGACAGUGUGUAAUCCAAUCACAGCAAAGGUGAGCCGGAUUAAGCCUUAAAAGUGCCCUGGUAUCUUUCUUACGGGUUCUUCUUUUGUAAUUGCAAAUGUAUUUAUAAAAAAAAUGUACAAAUGUGUAAAUUUGUGUAUAAAAGAAAACUUUAUGAGAGAUUGUAAAUUUGUACAAAGUGUAGAUGACUCCUCUUUUGUGAGAAAACAAAUCUGAGCUUUAUUUUGACAAUAAAACAUUAGAUAAGU